AUGAACUUUGAGAGACAACUCUAUGAAAUAUAUCAAGUUGACCCAGAUCAAUUGCACAAAAAUAUGAAUCAAGAUAAUCUCAUUCUUUUAUGCCAAUUGGCAGAUCAGAGUGAUAAUGAAAUUACAUUACAAAUUGUUGGGAGCUUGGUUUCAACUUACAUCGAUUAGAACCAUCAAAAUACACCAGAAUUUGCAAAGAUAUUUGAAUUUGCAUGGAAUAGAAUCAAAAGAUUUACUACAAAUUCACGUCCAGUCUAUCACUUUUUUGCUUCCAUCAUUGCCAAUAUCAUAUUACACUUUUAUGAUCAAAUCCCUGUGUAAUAUUUUAAAGAACAAGCCUAAAUAAUGAACAAAUAAGUGUAUCUCAUCAUCAUUGAUACAGUAUUAAGAAGAUUACAACCAUAAGAACGAGUUGGUGAAUUCAGGAUCCUAGAUUCAAAGCAAAAAAUAGUCAGACAACAAUUCUUUAAGCACAACCUUGAUUUCUUUCUUGAAAUCAUAACUACUAGUUUGAUUGGAAACAAUAGCAAUCCUGAUUUACAAUUGUUGGAUAGUGCAAUUGACUUGUUAAAUUUGUUGUUGUCUUCAGAAAUUAAAGAGGAUAUUAAAGAGAAAGACUGGCAUAACAUCAAAAGAGCUGAAGUGAAAAACAAAAGGAACUUAUAAACCAUUAUGAGGGAAAUCAAAUCCUAAAUUCUGGAUCAGAAUGAACUUGAAAAGAUGAUACAAAAUCAACAUUUAGAUCACAUGGAUCCAAUCACCAAUCAUAUUAAAAUGGUUUGGUCCAUUGUCAAAUAUUAGUAAUUCAUUGCUAAAAUGACUGAAUUAUUACCUUUAAAUAUAAAGAUAUGGGAAUCUCUUGGUAAAAUUUGUAAAAUAUACUAAAAGUACUAUUCCAAUGAUAAAGACAGCAUUGAUAUAAUCUUUUAAAUCACAUCAAAAAUCAUGGUAUCAGACAUAUCAAAAAUUAACUCAAUAAAUUUACUCAAUUUUGCAGGUAAGACAAUCUUUGCCAAUCACACUCCACAAUGGAUUGAGUUCAAUCUAAAUUUAAUCAAAAACUUAAAUACCAUAGAGGCUGUUUAAGUUGGACUCAAGUUUCUCAGAAAUCUAGUGAGGUUUCAGAGAUAAUAUGACUAUAGUUAAUUACAUACUUUUGUUAUGCCCAUAAUUACAAGCUUUUUUAAUUCUUGGAUUGUGCAAAACAACCAAUGGGGUAAUGAUAAAUUUUUAAGAAACAAUAUCAAACACAUAUUGAAAGAAAUCAGUUGCUUUAUGAUUGAAUAAUAUUUAGCAUUCUUCGCCUAGAUGAUUCAAUUAAAUCCUGAAUAAAGUAUAAAGGAAAUGGCUUUUAGGUAUUACUCAAUCGGAUUAUUCGCAUCCAUUAAAUGCACAACAUAUCAAUUAGAUGUUACGAAUAAAUUGUAAUUCUACAAGAUGGAAUAAUUUCUAUAUCCAAUCAACCUAGAUCUGUUCAAACAAUUUCAGUAUUAAGAAUUCUACAGUAAGGCCUUUGAUUUCGCAUUCUUAUACUUGAAUAACCAAUCCCCUUAUACAGAUAGGUUCUUAUAUAAAUUUUGGAAGGUUCUGUUUGAUCAGUAGACUUUGAUAAAAUUUGAAGAAAUAGUAUAGAAAAUAUAAAUAGAUAGAAAAAUACUGUUUAAUUUUAGUAGAAUAUUUUUAUUUAAUGAUCAAGAUUUGAUAUAGAAGGCCUUAAGGGUAUUUGUCAAUGCUAAAAUUAAAAUGGAAGAUCAAUUUUAUUAAAUCAAUCAAAUCAAUAUCCCAAAGGAAUGUUUUUCUGACUUUCAUGAGUUUCGCAUCAUUCCCAACUAAAAGAUUAUUACUCUCUAUCACAAAGUCAAAAUGUAUUUGCUCAAUGUUUAAAAUGAAUCUAUUCAUGAUCAAUUAGUAUCUGAGCAAUUAAUAUAGAAAUUUAAAAAUGAUGUUCUUCAGUUUAUGGAUUAAAUUUAAAUCACUCGAGACAUUGUUUUUAUUUUGUAGAGCAUGUUGAAUGAAAACGUAAGGAGUUUAUAUGGAGUCAUUAUGCAAAUAAUAGACGAUAAAGGCUAUUUGAAAUUAUUUGCAUAGGCAGUCGAUUUGGAUAUGCUGAAAUUAACCAGAAUGAUGAUAAAUACAACAGGGUAGAUUGGACAAUUGAAGUAAGUUAUGGUUGAUCAACUUUAUGAAUGGAUUUUACUGGUAGUUUAGAAAGUACAAAUUCAUCUAGAUUCUAUAAACAGGGAAUUCAAUUAAGAAAGACAAUUAGGAUAAAAGAGUAUCUAAAAUAUAUACAAACUUUAUUACAAACCCCUGCUAUAAUUAUUAAAGAUAUUCGAAAAUUUAAAAUACCUUAAUCGAUUAUUAACAAGCAAAAAGCAAGUCAGAAUUUAGAUUUAUCAAUCAAUUUUACUAAUUUUCAAAUACAUUAAUCUCAAUGAUCUAAGCAACUACAUUCACAAAAUGUCAUCAUUAUUCUAUGUUAUCCAAUGGUUAUUGGAAUUUGAAAUUACGAGAUAAAUGAUAACUGAUGAGAUAUUCGGAAAUAUUUUAGAUUUUAUCAACUGUGCGUUAUUAAUACAGGAGAAACGAUCCCUGAUGACCUGCUUAAAGAUAAUCUCAGAUAUCUAGACAUAUGAUUAGUUUAGCCAUUCUUAAUAUAUUUAACAGAGAUUAGUUGCUGAGAAUUGUUUGUUUGGUGCCUUUUUGUAUAACAUAAGAAUCUCCGAUAUAUCAGUCUUGACUUUAAGGUACUUUUAAAGAAUGCCCAAUGAUUUUACUGUUCUAUUCUCUAAACUUAAACAGAGAAUGCAACCGUAUAAAAGUCAAGAAUGGGAUUAGAUUAUAAAUGUCAAAUUAGAUAAGCUGUACUCAAUCAUUCCAAAAUAAUAAUAACUUAUUAAGGCAACAGCUUCAAACAAAUAAAUUGAAAAAACCUUCCAGGAAUAUUUUUAUUAAGUAUAAUUAUUUUAUAAUUAUUAUCCAUGA
Molecule: messenger RNA, 2985 nt
Organism: Paramecium tetraurelia
Lineage: Eukaryota; Ciliophora; Oligohymenophorea; Peniculida; Parameciidae
Exons: 3
Source: RefSeq, a predicted model, not a curated record